AUGGAUGAAUCAUACAUACUGUGCGAGUUCGACAAGCUUGUCAAUUCUGGCACAGUCAUAUACAAUGAUAAGGAAGUAAUAAUUGAGCAUAUUGAUGGAGGCCUCAAGUUCCAAUUCUUGCUUACCUCUGCUCUUGCCAAAAAGCCAACAAUUCAAUUGAAUCCAUCGGCGGCAAACGGGAUCGAUGAGCUGGAUCAGAAGAGAGAGGGAAGCGAUAUCAGUACUCAUGGCUUUGAGAUUGGCGAAAUUAGUACGUCCCACUUUCUGGUCGCCAACAGGUUCUGCUGGGCAAGGCCACAUCUCAUGCUCGUAACCUCCGACGGCUAUCGGAGACAAUAUGAGAGUCUCGAUAUCAACGAUAUCAUAUCGGUGUGGUCUCUUUUGUCAACCUUAGACAGGGACUACGUUGCCUUUUACAACUGCGGGCAGGAUGGAGGAUGCAGUCGAUUGCACAAGCACCUGCAGCUGAUUCCAACACCUCCAAACCUCUUUUCGUCCUUUCUUGACUCAAAGGAUGGUGAGCCAGCUCGAGUUCCGUUUGAAUGGUUCUACCGUCGCUUGGAUCCCCAUGACUUGACGCCAGAACGUUUGCUAGAGAUCUAUAAUGAUCUCCUCCAGCAGUCAACCAAGAAAGGGAAAGGUCUCUCUGAGAAUUUUGGCGUGGCUCCACCUAACGCUGCGUGUCCGCACAAUUUUAUUCUCUCAAAACGUUGGAUGGUGGUCCUCCCUAGGCAACGCGCUGCUAUCAAUAAAGAGGCUGGGGUCAAUGCAAUCGGCAUGCUGGGGUAUAUAGUUGUUGCCACCCAGAAAGAGAUCGAUAACUUGAUACGGUUGGGGCUGACUGAUUCUCUACGGGAACUCGGAGUGGCCAGGCAAUAA
Penicillium lagena is the source of this 879-nucleotide messenger RNA. RefSeq lists its product as uncharacterized. The transcript is spliced from 2 exons. NCBI's taxonomy places the organism in Eukaryota, Fungi, Ascomycota, Eurotiomycetes, Eurotiales, Aspergillaceae. Gene Ontology annotation, molecular function: ATP binding; ATP:ADP adenylyltransferase activity. The coding region runs from base 1 to 879 and encodes 292 amino acids. The record is from RefSeq and is a predicted model, not a curated record. Gene Ontology annotation, biological process: nucleotide metabolic process.